This is a messenger RNA of Dermacentor silvarum, 2388 nucleotides long. RefSeq names its product glucose-6-phosphate isomerase-like (gene Pgi). The transcript has 15 exons. The record is from RefSeq and is a predicted model, not a curated record. Gene Ontology annotation, cellular component: cytosol. The coding region runs from base 176 to 1858 and encodes 560 amino acids. Gene Ontology annotation, molecular function: monosaccharide binding; carbohydrate derivative binding; glucose-6-phosphate isomerase activity. NCBI's taxonomy places the organism in Eukaryota, Metazoa, Arthropoda, Arachnida, Ixodida, Ixodidae. Gene Ontology annotation, biological process: gluconeogenesis; glucose 6-phosphate metabolic process; glycolytic process.
ACCAAACGACCCAAAAGAUCCAGAAGCCCCCGCCCGUGUUUGCUGUGCUGUUUGACAGCUGGAUUGGCUGGCUGACUGGCUUGCACCGGAGGAGAGUCAUCGGACUGAGUAUCGCCGCCCGCUGAAGACGGCGUCUACGACUGCGGGCAUUUCGCUUUGCUGGGAAGUCAUAGUUAUGGCCACAUUCGCUCAAGACCACUUUUUGUUAGACGAUCCCGUGUUCAAGAAGCUCCGCGAAUACUAUGACACUGAUGGGAAGAGGAUCAGUAUGCCGGAGCUCUUCAAGAAGGAUUCUCAGCGGUUCAAGAAAUUCAGCAUUAAAUUAAAUACACCUGACUCUGGCGUCCUCUUGUUUGACUACUCCAAGAACAUCAUCAAUGAAGAAGUUUUAGUGAAACUGUUUGACCUCGUCAAGUCACGUAAGGUCGCAUUGGCCCGUGAUGCAAUGUUUCGUGGGGAAAAGAUCAACUUCACUGAAGGGAGGGCAGUGCUUCACAUUGCAUUGCGAAACCGCAGCAAUACUCCCAUCCUUGUAGAUGGAAAGGAUGUGAUGCCUAGCGUCAAUGCUGUCUUAAAGCACAUGCGGGAAUUCUCGGACUCUGUCCGUAAGGGCGAGUGGAAGGGCUACUCUGGAAAAUCCAUCACUGAUGUUGUGAAUAUUGGCAUUGGAGGCUCCGACCUAGGCCCUCUCAUGGUGACUGAGGCACUGCAGCCUUACCAGUGUGGCCCAAAUGUUCAUUUUGUCUCCAACAUUGAUGGCACUCACCUUGCAAAGACACUAAAAAACCUAAGUGCAGAGACGACUCUGUUCAUCAUUGCAUCAAAGACAUUUACCACCCAAGAAACUAUUACGAAUGCUCAAUCAGCAAAGGAAUGGCUGAUGAAUCACACCAAGAAUCCAGCUGAUGUGGCAAAACACUUUGUGGCACUUUCAACAAACGCUCCAAAAGUUAGGGAGUUUGGUAUUGAUGAGAAGAAUAUGUUUGAGUUUUGGGAUUGGGUUGGCGGCCGAUAUUCACUCUGGUCAGCUAUUGGACUCUCCAUUGCUCUUUUUGUUGGUAUGGACAACUUUGAGAAGCUACUGGGCGGUGCUCACUUUAUGGACCAACAUUUCCUGAAAGCUCCAGUGGAGGAAAAUAUACCGAUCAUCCUUGCUGUGCUUGGAUUCUGGUACCACAACUUUUUUGGAGCAGAGAGCCAUGCCCUUUUGCCUUAUGAUCAGUACAUGCACAGAUUUGCAGCCUACUUUCAGCAGGGUGACAUGGAGUCUAAUGGCAAAUACAUUACGCGGAGUGGAAAGAGAGUAGCAUAUACAACUGGACCCAUUGUCUGGGGUGAACCUGGCACCAAUGGGCAGCAUGCUUUCUACCAACUUAUUCAUCAGGGCACUCGCCUGAUUCCCUGUGACUUCAUCGCACCGGUCAAAACUCACAACCCAAUCAGUCACGGCACUCAUCAUGAGAUUUUGUUGGCUAACUUCCUUGCUCAGCCAGAGGCUCUCAUGAAAGGGAAGACAAAAGAAGAAGCGAAAGCCGAGUUGGAAAAAGCUGGAAUGAGUAAAGAUGUACUUGAAAAAAUUCUUCCACACAAGGUUUUUGAAGGCAACAGACCAACUAACUCGAUUGUUGUUGACAAGAUAACACCAUUCAACUUAGGGAUGCUGAUUGCAAUGUAUGAGCAUAAGAUCUUCACUCAAGGCAUCAUGUGGGACAUCAACUCCUUUGAUCAGUGGGGUGUUGAACUCGGGAAGCAACUGGCCAAAGCCAUCCAGCCAGAGCUAAAAGGCAAGAAUGAAGUGUCCACUCAUGAUUCAUCGACAAAUGGCUUGAUCAACUUCAUUAAGUCAUUCAACCAGUAGCUCUUUGGUGGCUUGGUGGUAUUAAAUAUACUUAAUUAUUUAAAGAAACAUUUUCAGCUGAGCAGCAUCUAACUUAAUUUUCAAUAAAAAGUGAUCUGAAAGCUGUGAAAGGCAUGUCAAUGAAGCUUGCACUGAAAAAAUCUUCCUGAGUAUUCUAGCAAACAUCUAUCAAAAGAAAUCGAUGUAUUGGGGAAACUUUUAGACAUUAUAAUGAAGAAAGAAGAAUAUGUUUAGUAAGGUAUUCAGAGAGCAUGUUGCUUGAGUUAUACUGCUCCAAUAGCGAGUAGCUGCAUUACUUCAAUAAAGUGAUUGCUCAGCAUGUUCCAUUUGUUUCUAUUUAACCGAUAUCUUUUGCAAUAGAUCUGAUGCAGGCAAAUAGAGACAGGAAUAUAUAUGCCUAAGUUGUAGCCUAUAUUCUGCUGCGUUCUCUCUGUAGUUUUCUUUAGUAAUUGUUGGAAUUCAUAGGUGUGUGUGUGUGUGUGUUGUACUCCUGUGGUGUACUUAAAGAAAAUAAAUGUCAUGUUAGUCAA